AUUAUAAAAUCGCCGCUGCAGCCAUGAGUCAACUAUAUCGCUGUUUGUCUGGACUCUGGUGCAUGUUCAUUUGGGUGUUUUAUUUUGAGGGAGGCGCCUUUAAUCACUGUCCUGAUGACGUACUGCCUGUUUAUUUGUCUUCAUAAUCUUAUGGUAAAUGCACAGACCUACAAGAUGGGCUUGAAAAUCUUGCUUUUUGUGCCUAAUAUUAUCGGUUAUAUAAGGAUACUCCUACUGCUGGUUUGCUGGUGGACUUUCAAUUAUCCUCUAGUGUUUUUUCCCUGUUACGUGGUUUUCAUUAUUCUUGAUGGGUUUGAUGGAUUUGCAGCUCGGCAACUAAAUCAAGUUUCUGAAUUUGGAGCUUGGUUUGAUGUUGCUAUUGACAACUUUGGGCGUACCAUGUUAUGGACCUUGCUCUUCAAGUGGGGACAUUUUGUAAGUAGCUUAGAGUGGUGUGUUUUUGUCUGUAUGCACAAUUCCAUGGGAGCGGACUGGAAGAACAAGUUUGGCGAAGGUCCAUGGUGGGUUCGGAAGACCAUGGCAAAUGGUUUUAAAACUCCUGUAGGAGCAUUUGCUAUCUUUGGAUUACACGUACUUCCGAUUUGGCUCUAUGGUUAUUAUAAUCAGAUUCUAUCGGUAGCAUUUUUGAUGCCUCUUACAAUGCAAUGUCUUAUCACUGCAUUUCUUGUUGCUGGAAGACUUCUGUGUGUGGCAGUGGAGUUCUGGUGUAUAUGCAUUCACAUUCUGUACCUCAUACGAAACGAGAAACCAAUCGAAGGAAAGUGAUGGACUGAUUGUAAAUUUACUUAAAACAACAUUUCCGGUUCAGGUAAUUGAUUCCUGCAACAUGAUUAAAGUUCUUACUGGAAGUUGAUUGUGGAACAUUUUGCAAUUUAGUAUGCCUCGAGAUUUGGGCAGGAUUAUGCAGAAAGAAGUAAAAGGUCAUGAAAAUUUCUUUUUUGGGUCUGGACCCUUCAGAAAUUCGGGUCCAGACCUGAAACGUCAGCUUUCCUGCUGCCCUGAUGCUGCCUGGCCUGCUGUGUUCCUGCAUGUCCAUACCUUAUUAUCACAGUUGUGGCAGUUUUGUAAUGAAUUCUGUAUUUUAUGAUUAAAACAUUUUUAAAAUUCAGGAUUUUAAAAGGUACUUUCUAAAAACAAUCCAUUUCUGCAUGCAGUUCUUCAUGAUAAACAGAAAUGGCUCAAUUUCUGCAGGCCACAGUGAACACCAAUGAAUAACUCCAUGAGGAAUAAUCCUCGUGUACUUUUUCCAAUAUUGUCAAACAAGUACAAAGCAUUUGAGCUACACUUGCUCAUUAUUACAAUAGAAUACUGAUGCCUGAAUUACCUUGAUUUUUAACUGCUAUAUGACCAGACAAAAAUAAGACAAAUUAAAACCAAUUCAUUCAGAGUUGCUCCUCAACACAAGUUGCAGUGCUUGGUUGAUGAUUUGAGACUUUAAAUUUAGGUUAUUUCCUUCUGGCUACUUAGUGAAACACAACUUAUUUAGUUCAUGUUUUUAAUGCCAACAAACCCACUCGUUAAUAGUUGAUAAAUUUUCUUGUUGGGUUUGUAGACAUGAACAGUAGAGAAAUUGCAAAUAUCGUUAAAGCAAGAAGGAAUUAAACCGGGUGGUAGCUGGGUAGAGGUAGAGUAUUCCACUCUACAGUGACUGCUUUGUCUUUAAAAGUAGAAAUAUAUUUUAGCUAUGCCUGCUUUGUUGAUGCAUUCAUUUUAAAGGUGAGACUGACAAGCACCUGCUUUUGAAUGUUAUGAGACAAACUGCUGAACACAUUCUGCAUUGCGCAAGGCCCCAGUUUAUACUACAGUGGCUAAUAGUUUUGCAUUUAUAAAAAAAAAGAAGUUUAAAUAGUACUAUUGUCUAUUUUAAGCAGCAGUAAUGGCCAGCAAUCCCACUAGCAGGGAGUGGGUAAGUUAGGUUCAUUUCCUGCUAUUGUUGUCAACUAUUAUGCCAUUAAUGAUCAUUUGUAAAAUGAUUGAAAGGAGAAAUUUGCCUCAAUUAUGACCAAAAUAGUUAGCAGAGAUCUUUUUAAGCCACAGCAUAAAUGUUUACACUAUACUGACGUGCAUAUAAUCCAACAAGUUCUUUAAUCAUAUUGAUGGCAAAACGGAAACUGUUAUGUACCUCUGCUUUGCUUUGACUUCUACAUUCAGGCGGGAUGACCAUUACAAAUAUUGCAAUGAUUGAAAUUACUUUUGUAGAUGACUUCUGAUUAGCCAUUAUGAUUUAAAAAUUGAAAUUAUUUGCUAUCUGCUUUUGUGAUUAACGACUCAAAAUUGUUAAUUUGAAGUUUAUUUUUGCUCAGUGGUGAUACUCAUUGUAGUAAUUGCAAUUGAAGUUAUCAUGACAAUAAAAUGCAGCAUUUAUCUGAACAAGGCAAUGAAUCUUAGUUUCCUCAAUUACAAGUUUCAGCUGUGCUG
Molecule: messenger RNA, 2439 nt
Organism: Stegostoma tigrinum
Lineage: Eukaryota; Metazoa; Chordata; Chondrichthyes; Orectolobiformes; Stegostomatidae
Exons: 7
Coding region: 115-786 (223 amino acids)
Biological process (GO): phospholipid biosynthetic process
Cellular component (GO): membrane
Molecular function (GO): phosphotransferase activity, for other substituted phosphate groups
Source: RefSeq, a predicted model, not a curated record